AGUAAUGUUGCGAGGCAAUGAUGAAGUUCCCGCCAGAUGACGCAAAAAUGCCAUAACUUAACCUAUUCAAUAAGCUUUCAAAAACGUAAAGAGAUAUGAACAUUUAAAACAAUUUGUCUGCAAAUUUAAUUGAACGAAUAUUGGUAUAAUUUGCACAAUAUUAUUAAGCAAGUGUUACAGUUAUAUUUAAUGUUUAGUUGAUAUUUAGUUGAUAUUUGAAAACGAUGAGUGAAUUUAAAUUACAUCAUUUAAUAGUGAAGUUGAUUGAAUUAUUGGGUUCGGAAUCUGCUCCUGAGAGACAUUUGGAGAAACUACAAAAAGAGAGUUCAACAGCAAACGUGCUGAACGUUGUUGCUCCUCACAGCUGUAUUCAGUAUCUUGCCAAGAUUUCAUCCCAACCAGAAUUAUUUAUACAGAAAUAUGAGGAGCUAAAGUCAAAAAAAGUAGACUUGUUAGGUCCAUUUGUACAGACUCUAGAAUUGAUAUCUCAAGAUGACGAACUGAAGAGGUACUUGUCAAAAUCUAUACCAAUGCCAACUAAUUCUCUGAAGGAUCCGACUAUUACACAGGAAGAUUUGCCAAAGAUCUGCAAAACGGUAAUCAAAGCUGCUGUAGAAGGAGGAAAGAAAUUAAAUCACCAAGUUUGUUCAAUCAGUAAGAAAAAUGAUAGUACUCUAGUGAAACACAACUGGGUAGGAGAACGUCCGCGUAUAACUUGGGAUUUUCAUAGUGACACCACAGUUACACUUUAUCAAAAGGUUGUACCGAUUGUAUCUCAGGAGUCUAUACUUCUUUGGGAUAUUUUGUAUUGCUUGAAAGGAAUUGAUGGGUCAUAUAUUGUUUCGGAACCAUUAACGAGUCCUCAUGGUGUUAAAACUUUCAACAUAUCACCGGAUGUUGGUAUAUCAUUUAAACAGUUAGCACAACAAAUAUUACCUUUAGCUUCACAUUACUCCACGACAGUGAGAUUUGUUGAAGAAAAAGUUUCACCAGAUGAUGGACAGGUCAAUCAUGCUCUAAGAGGAGCUAUACAAACUCUUCUAAAGGAUUACUUGCUCUUUGUCGUGCAACUCGAGACAGAACAUGUUCAUGAUAAACUAAGUUUACAGAAGCUAUGGUUUUACAUCCAACCUACUAUGCUCACAAUGUCCGUACUUUCUCAAAUUACAUGUACGAUAUGUAAGGCAAAUGCUAGAGGAGGCAAAGUACUGAGCCUUUUGCAUGAACAAACAUUGAACAAUGUCAGUAGUGAAGCAAAGUCUAAGGAAUUGUGUUUAUAUCUGAUGCAAGCGGCGAGCAUGCCAUAUAUGCAGAUUUUAGAAAAAUGGGUUUAUAAAGGAGUAAUAUGUGAUCCAUAUCAGGAGUUCUUUGUAGAGGAUAACGAAUUGAUUCAACGGGAAGAACUUCCAGUGGAUUAUUCAGCCGAUUAUUGGGAAAAGAGGUACACUAUGCGACUAGAAAGGAUACCAGUAUUCUUGAAUGAACACGCACAAACUAUUCUUAGGACUGGAAAAUAUUUUAAUGUGAUUAGGCAAUGUGGUAAAACCGUGCAGUGGGGAAAACAAGAACCGUUAAGUUAUCAGUAUCAAGGACAGAAAUAUAUAGCUGCCAUCGAUAGAGCAUAUUCAGAAGCGGCCAGAAAAUUAUUAGAGGUACUCAUGAAGGAAAAUGAUCUAAUGGGUAGACUACGUAGUGUAAAAAGUUAUUUUCUUCUUGCUCAAGGAGAUUUUGUGGUUCAAUUUAUGAAUUUAUGUGAGGCCGAAUUGAACAAGAGUAUGUAUGAUAUUGUUCUGCAUCGUUUAUCAUCUCUUCUUGAAGUUGCCUUACGAAUGUCCACUGCAGAUUCGGAUCCCUAUAAAGAUGAUCUUAAGCCAGAAUUACUUCCAUACGAUCUACAAUAUCAAAUGUUUAGAAUACUCUCUAUUCAGACUAGAGACGAGAAAGAAUACUGUUUCCAAGCGGGUAAAAUUUUGACUGGUUUGGAAGCUUUUGUCUUCAAUUAUGAUGUUAAAUGGCCAGUUUCUCUAAUUAUCAAUAGAAAGGCCAUAGCUUGUUAUCAAAUGUUGUUUAGGCAUUUGUUUUAUUGUAAAUAUGUUGAGAGGCUUUUAUGCAGAGUAUGGGUCAGUAAUAAAAUAGCGAAGACCUUCACACACGAAGUAGCGAUGGCUUACAGACAGGCAUUUUCAUUACGUCAGAGAAUGCUUGAUUGCAUACAGCAUUUGGAAUACUAUAUGAUGGUAGAAGUUGUGGAACCAAAUUGGUUAAAAUUUAUAAACAAAAUGAACAAGGUUAGUAAUGUCGAUGACGUGUUGAGCGUACAUCAAGAUCUGCAAGAUAGUUAUAUGAAGGAAUGUAUGUUGACCGAUUCCGAUCUUCUCGGUUGUAUUACUGGUAUAUGUGCAACAUGCGUGGAAUUCUGCAAUUUUAUGCAGAUCGAGAACAGUUCUGCAACGAAAGAUGGAACCGGAAAUUUUGAAGAAAUAAUCAUAUCGUUAGAUGAAAGAUUUACUAAAGUAUUAACACGACUUCUGGACCGAAUUUGUGAUUUGGGUUGUGAUAAUAAUAAUGAGAAAUUACUUAAUGUGUUAUGUCGGCUUGACUUCAAUAUGUUUUACACUGACAUAUUGAUACGUCGAGGGAGAGAGAAGACCAUCACGCAGCAAGAUGUAUCUGGUUAGCAAUAUUCUUCCCGAUUUACGAUACGUACACGCACAUGCAGAGACACACAUAUUGUAUGCAUGCGCGUAUGAAAAAUAGAGAUAAUACAAGCUUGUACAACAUUUACUGCAAUCUAUCUUUUGUUCGUAUAAAUUAUACACAAACGAUUUUAUUACAUAGACCUUAUAAUCAUUAAAGAUUUAUCAUUAGUUAUAAAAUAUUACACAUACAAAUUGUAAAAUGAUAAAUUUAAAUGUAUUCGAAACACAUUCAUUGUAUAUUAUAUUUGUUGCAAAUUUAAUGCUACGUAUUUGUAUAUCAUGUAAUAUUGAGAUAAAUUUAUAUUGAGUUUAAUGAUAUAUUUACAUGCAGCUAAGUUAAAUUUACACUUACAAUAAAAUAUUACAUAGCAA
Molecule: messenger RNA, 3071 nt
Organism: Solenopsis invicta (red fire ant)
Lineage: Eukaryota; Metazoa; Arthropoda; Insecta; Hymenoptera; Formicidae
Product: gamma-tubulin complex component 2
Exons: 16
Coding region: 225-2678 (817 amino acids)
Biological process (GO): microtubule nucleation; meiotic cell cycle; mitotic cell cycle
Cellular component (GO): spindle pole; gamma-tubulin small complex; equatorial microtubule organizing center
Molecular function (GO): gamma-tubulin binding; microtubule minus-end binding
Source: RefSeq, a predicted model, not a curated record